AUGGCAGCCUUGCUGUUGACCUUGGUCGAAUCGGCGGGUUCUGAGCUGGCCUCGCAGAUUGCCGAGCGUCUGGCCGACGGCUUGAAUCUGGAUUUUCUGAAGUCCGAAGAAGAUAAGUUGCAGCAAGAGCUGAAGGCGCUGGGGAACAAAAUCGACGAGUUGGGCAAGUUGAUCGUUGACACGAUCAAGAAGCAAAGGAUUACGGACGCUGCGAAUCGAGUGAGGAAUUGCUUCAGAGGGUUGGAGGAAGCGGCCAUGGUGGAAGAUGCUAAGCUAUUCACCAAACGGGUGGACCAGAUUGAAGGCCAAGACGGCGUCCAAGACCGGCUGGAUGACAUGGAUGCCACGCUCAUGAAUAACGAGGGCGAAGGGUCACAGGGCCUCCUGCCGCCACUCGCCAAAGAACAAUGGGAGAUGCUGCAAAACGAAAACAAUAUGAAGUAUGGCAUCCAGGAAUUUGAACGACAGCAGGAGGCGACCCUCAAGUAUACCAUUAUGAUAGAGCGUCUGGGUCUCGCCUUGGUCUUGCUGUAUUACAGGUCGCGAAAGGAGAUGGAUGCAGCGAAGAAGGACAAGAUCAUGGCAAAUGCAGCUGCGAGAAGCGACCAGCGUGUCAAGGCGUGGCGAGACUUGUGGGACGAUCGAAAGCGAACUUGCCCUGCGUAUGACACGCUCUGGAGCGAGAUCAAGAGGCAGACGGCGUCCGAACCGGUAUACAAGGCCCCCUUCAUCAGGACCAUCCAGGCGGCGCUCGAUAAACCAGACGCAGGCGUGCCGGCGUACCAGGCGGGCGAUGUGCUGGAUUCAGAGGUGUUGCAGACAAAUUGGCAGGUGUGCUGGAGGAAGCCGAGCUACGCCGUUCAUGCGCAUGAAUGGGACUUCUCUUUCAAGUCCGGCACAGGCCGGUGGACGAUCCGUGGUACAAGCAGCUCCUUCGAUGCCAAGUUAAUUCCGCUGCCCAAUCCGCCCAAGAACCAGCCCCAUAUCCGCGUGCGCUGUACGAACAACGACGUAUGGACUAUCACUCUUGUCAUUCUCCCUCUCACGCUGCCUCCCUCUGUGCAACUCUCGAAGCUCACCUCGUGGAAUGACUAUUGCGCCCGUACGUUCCUCGCCCGAGUCGAGAACCACUCGUCAUACACUCUGAUACCACGGUUGCGACGUAUGACGUCCAGGGGUGAUCUAUAUGGCGUGAUUUCCUCGUUCGAGUGCCCCGUGCUGCCCGGAGGCACAAGCUACUUGGCUGGACAUACUGGCAGGGCCUUGACGGGGGGCACCGGGCUGUUCGAGUAUGCCAUUUGGUCUAGCCCUCCCGCCAUCACAGACUCCUCGCAGGAGAGCGAAAAGAAAUUUCACGAGCUUAAGUGCUUCCUACCUGGGUCGCGCGAUUAUUUUGACGAGCAAGUGGGAUACCAACUGCAGGUCGGGGCGGAGUACUUGGGAACCCUAAUCUUGAUGGUUAGUGUGAGUUACGGAGGCAACCCCAAGGGAGCAAUUUAUGCGAGUGAUUACUGGGCCAGCGAGAUCGUGUCGCUGAAAGAUGAGGAAUGUGUCACGGGCGAUUACAAGUAUACGGGAGCGAAUAAGAGGGAGAUGAAAGUGGUGAAUAUAGAAUGGGAUAUUCAACAGGGAGAUCACGUCGGGCAGCCAGGGACUUGGUUCAAGGUGUGCAACAAGUGA
Alternaria conjuncta is the source of this 1680-nucleotide messenger RNA. RefSeq lists its product as uncharacterized. The record is from RefSeq and is a predicted model, not a curated record. Bases 1 to 1680 code for a protein of 559 amino acids. The transcript has 3 exons. Lineage: Eukaryota; Fungi; Ascomycota; Dothideomycetes; Pleosporales; Pleosporaceae.